AUGGGAGGAACUUGUGGGCAGGACGGAUCCAAUAUCAUGGUCAACACAACACCAAAUCCGGACACUGCCGCUGCACAGCCUGAUCUCCCGAAAUUGGAACAACCGACAAAGCAUGAGAAAGGCUGGAGAAGAGUCGUUCGCAAUUUCACGCCGUCAUGGUUCUCCGUCACCAUGGGCACGGGGAUUGUGUCUAUGCUGUUACACAGUCUGCCCUACAAUGGUGCAUGGCUGUAUUGGAUCUCCAUCGUGAUAUUUGUGCUUAAUGUGCUCCUCUUCAUUGCUGGCUGUUUCAUUACCAUCCUCCGUCAUAUCUUAUAUCCGGAGGUAUUCUUAGCGAUGAUAAAACACCCAGUCCAAUCAAUGUUCAUGGGCACAUUUCCCAUGGGGCUUGCAACAAUCAUCAAUAUGAUAUGUGCAGUGUGCGUGCCAGCAUGGGGUCAGGGGGCUAGCUAUCUCGCACUGGGACUAUGGAUCUUGGAUGCCGUGAUAUCGGUGUCAGUGGCUCUUUUGUUGCCGUUCAUGUUAAUGGCGCAUGGCGAGGAAACACAGCUAUCUUCCAUGACAGCUGUAUGGCUCCUCCCAAUCGUCAGCUGCAACGUUGCCGCCUCUACGGGUGCAGCCGUAGCCGAGAUCCUUCCAAAUCCCGACUACGCUCUGUGGACCGUGAUUACCAGCUAUGUUCUUUGGGGUAUUGGGCUGCCCCUUGGGUUGAUGGUCAUGGUGAUCUACUUGGCGCGACUCGCACUGCAUAAGCUACCACCCAAGGCUGUCAUAGUUAGCGUUUUCCUUCCACUGGGGCCAUUGGGCCAGGGCAGUUUAGGAGCGACCAAACUGGGAGAAUGCGCACGAGAUAUUUUCCCGAGGACCCAAACCCUUGCACAGGGCUCUGAGGCGAGCUUGUACACCACGGGGUUCCUUAUUGGAUUCGCUUUGUGGUCAUUUGGACUUGUCUGGCUUUUCUUUGCGAUUGCAUCGAUCGCAUGUAGCAAAACAUUUCCCUUUAACAUUGGGUGGUGGGGAUUCACUUUCCCACUGGGAGGGUUUGCAACUGCGACGUGUCAGAUUGGAAAGGAACUUCCAUCGGAAUUUUUCAAUAUUCUCGGAACUAUCCUCUCCCUUUCAGUGGUGAUAUUGUGGAUCGUCGUGAGUAUCGGCACUUUGAAAGGGGCAGUUUCAGGCAAACUCUUUUUCGCACCCUGUUUGGCAGAUCUUCGGGAGGACAAGGAUAAUGGCAAGACAGCGUGA
Molecule: messenger RNA, 1245 nt
Organism: Penicillium salamii
Lineage: Eukaryota; Fungi; Ascomycota; Eurotiomycetes; Eurotiales; Aspergillaceae
Source: the annotation of a GenBank genome assembly